Molecule: messenger RNA, 846 nt
Organism: Pyricularia pennisetigena
Lineage: Eukaryota; Fungi; Ascomycota; Sordariomycetes; Magnaporthales; Pyriculariaceae
Exons: 4
Coding region: 1-846 (281 amino acids)
Molecular function (GO): oxidoreductase activity, acting on paired donors, with incorporation or reduction of molecular oxygen; monooxygenase activity; heme binding
Source: RefSeq, a predicted model, not a curated record
AUGAUGGCGUCUUCACGGAAGCUGUCACUCCCGGUGGGCAGCAAGUUCGGGCCUUUUGUUGUCGUCGCAGCAAUUACCGUAUUUGUGCAUGUAGCAAUAUACGGCCACGACAGCAAUAUUGUCAAGUCAAGGGCCUAUCUGCGCUUGUCACUCGUCCCGGGAGCCCACAACACCAUUGGUACUCUCGACGACCAAGCACGCGGCAAGAAGCGCCGCAUUCUAAAACAAGGUCUGUCUGAUGCCAAAAUCCGAACCGUGGACGUCGAACUGCGCUCUGCUGCACUGACUUUUGCUGAGGGACUGGGCGAGGAUCAUGAUCAGUUCUACACUUCCCUUGGGUCAACGAGUACGUUUGAUCUCAACCACCUGCUCAAAGGCGAAAAAGUCGACUUUGAAGUCAUGUCGCACAUCGCCCUUGGCACAUUCUACAACCUCCUUCGGCCAGCACAAAACCACUGGAUCGUGGAAUUUGUCACGGGUCAGAUGCGGCACUUCUUGUUCCUGAUGCAGCCGCCGGAACUAGAGGACAUGGGCCUCCAUCGCUUCCUCUUCCCGGAAGCCAGGCACAAAGGUCUGCGCUUCGUCCAGAAGAGCCGUGAGAUUAUGGAGGCGCGGCGGGCGAGGUGUGAUAAGGAUGCUCCCGGGUUGAUUGAGCCUCCCCCACCUGGAGGUCCAUUGGAGAUCCGCAACGGGAGAUGGUUAGGUAGGUGGCGGAAACGACAGCACCAGGAGCAGCAGACGGAUUUGUUUGUCCCGAUGGGGUUGGAAGCAGCGACGGGAAUCUACGCGCUCAACCACAGCGCGGCGCAUUUCCCGGACCCGAUGACGUACCGACCCGAGCGGUGA